Messenger RNA from Branchiostoma belcheri (Belcher's lancelet), 1424 nucleotides. Its product is annotated as probable G-protein coupled receptor No18. NCBI's taxonomy places the organism in Eukaryota, Metazoa, Chordata, Leptocardii, Amphioxiformes, Branchiostomatidae. Bases 1 to 1392 code for a protein of 463 amino acids. The transcript has a single exon. Gene Ontology annotation, biological process: adenylate cyclase-activating adrenergic receptor signaling pathway. Gene Ontology annotation, cellular component: membrane. The record is from RefSeq and is a predicted model, not a curated record. Gene Ontology annotation, molecular function: G protein-coupled receptor activity.
AUGGGUAUUUUUGCACCAGAAGACCAGUCGGAAGGCACGAAUGGGACUUCAGAGUAUAACUUACAGUACACAACUGGAGAGGUAACUGCUAUAUCUAUAACCAUUGUGAUAAUUAUACUGUUGACGAUCGUGGGGAAUGUACUGGUCUGCAUGGCUGUGUUCAUGGAGCGGUCAGUCCAGCGGGUCCAGAACUGGUUUAUCGCUUCUCUGGCCAUCAGCGACCUGGCCGUAGGGCUGGUCAUCAUGCCACCGGCUCUUGUAAACGAACUCAUGGGGUACUGGUACUUCGGACGGGUGAUGUGCGAGGUGUUCCUGGCCCUGGAUGUCUUCGCCUGCACCGCCUCUAUCCUGAACCUGUGCAUGAUCAGCGUGGACCGGUACUGGUCCGUCACACAGGCCGUGCAGUACUUCAAGAACACCAACUCCAAACGUGCCGGCUGUAUGAUCGCCGCCGCCUGGGUCCUGUCCGCUGUCAUCUCCCUCCCGCCGCUGUUCGGACUGUUCGGCUGGCAGGCUCAGGUCCCACAGAGCGCCGACCUGUACCCGAAGUGUGAGUACAGCGACAGUCCAGGGUACGUGUUAUACUCCACCAUUGGAUCUUUCUACAUCCCUCUGACGAUCGUAUUCGGCAUGAACAUUAAGGUCUUCAGCGUGGCUCUGACCCGUGUCAGGCGGCACCCGUCCAUGCAGACGGCCGCCUAUCCUAUCAACACCGACAAGCCCUCCAUGUCACCGGUAGGGAUCGCCAAGUUCAAGAUCAUGGGGCGAUUUUUCAAAAACAUGUCGCGGGCGGACGGCAUCGCGACCGAGGACAAGCCUAAAACGGUCAUGGUGAACGGGGAAGGCAAGGAGAUGGUCACGUACUCAACCCCGCUGUCUCCCCCGGUCUCUCCGCCUACCCCUGGAGAAAAGCCGGUAACUCCGGACGAUCAGGUCAUAGUCGAAGCUAGUAACGACAAUCAGGGAGGGAACACCACCCCCACCCCGGGGUUACGCCCCAGCCCUACCCCCGUGCCCCGGGACGCCAACGGGAACUCCAUGGCGCUGCAGCGGGCCUGCAAGCGCAGAAAACGCGACGAAGGCAGGAAACGACACGAGAAACUCCGACAGAGAAUCCGCCUGUCGAAAGAGAGACGACUGACCAUGGUGAUCGGGAUUGUCAUGGGUGCGUUUGUCAUGUGUUGGCUUCCGUUCUUUGUCUCGUACCUGGUUCUAACUGUCUGUACUACCUGUAGACUGUCCCCACUGCUGUUUCGGUUCUUCGUGUGGUUAGGGUACUGUAACAGCGCGCUCAAUCCGCUCAUCUACACUCUGUUCAACAAAGAUUUCAGAGACGCUUUCCGCAAAAUUAUCAAAAGAAUGUGUUGCAAAUGUACCAACCAUAUGCAUUAAGCAAACAUCGCAACAAUUAACCAAGACUUUCA